AUGCCUGGAGGCUAUCACCUACGGCUAGAGGUCUCGAAAUCCACGCAGACACCGUCGACACCUUCGUCUUACCAGCGGUCGCACUUGGACUCUAACACUUUCAUACCGUCUUCGAUAUUCCAGUCUCUGCCCGCUCACCAAGCAAAGCCGACCGGCCGAAGAUACUCAUUCUUUCUGCCCAGAGACCAGGCGCGACUGUCAGAGGCAGCGCCACCUGGAGAGCCCUCUGCCUACAAAGACUACCGCUUUGGGCCUUUACGCGUAGACUGGGUGGACUUCGACGACAUGAAUCUCAAUGGACUGACUCGAAGUGGACCUAAGAACGACAGAAGCAGGAACCCUC
Phanerochaete carnosa HHB-10118-sp is the source of this 343-nucleotide messenger RNA. RefSeq lists its product as uncharacterized. The annotation marks the transcript as partial. The transcript has a single exon. Lineage: Eukaryota; Fungi; Basidiomycota; Agaricomycetes; Polyporales; Phanerochaetaceae. The record is from RefSeq and is a predicted model, not a curated record.